GCGGCGAUGGCGCGUCCGGUGGAGGCGGCUGCGGGCGCCGUUCCGGCCCCUCCGGCCCCUCGGUCCCCUGGCCGUGGCCGGGGCUGUGAGUAGGGCCCGCACAGACAUGAGGCAUCUAUUAACAAGCUAAAAGUGACAGAACCAUGGCUCAGUUUCCAACACCUUUUGGGGGCAACCUGGAUAUCUGGGCUAUUACUGUGGAGGAGAGAGCAAAACAUGAUCAACAGUUCCAUAGUCUGAAACCAACUGCUGGAUUUAUCACUGGUGAUCAAGCCAGGAACUUUUUUUUCCAAUCUGGGUUACCUCAGCCAGUGCUAGCACAGAUAUGGGCUCUGGCUGACAUGAACAAUGAUGGCAGGAUGGAUCCCUUGGAGUUUUCCAUAGCUAUGAAACUCAUCAAGCUGAAGCUCCAGGGUUACCAGCUCCCGGCCGCGCUGCCGCCCGUCAUGAAGCAGCCGCCCCUCGCCCUGCCCGGUGCCCCAGGAUUUGGUCUCGGGGGCAUUGCCAACAUGCCAUCCCUCAGCACUGUGCCCAUGGCAUCCAUCCCAGUGGUGGGGAUGUCCCCCCCACUGGUGUCCUCUGUCCCUGCCGCCGUCCCUCCCCUGGCUAACGGAGCUCCUGCUGUCAUCCAGCCCCUGCCUGCUUUCGCUCACCCCGCCACUUUGCCAAAGAGUUCUUCCUUCAGCCGCUCGGGCCCGGGAGCUCAGCUCAAUGCAAAGCUGCAAAAGGCACAAUCCUUCGACGUGGCCAGCUCUCCUGCUGUGGCAGAGUGGGCUGUGCCUCAGUCCUCACGCCUCAAGUACCGGCAGCUCUUCAACAGCCACGACAAAACCAUGAGUGGACACUUGACAGGUCCCCAAGCAAGAACGAUUCUCAUGCAGUCUAGUUUACCCCAGGCUCAGCUGGCUACAAUAUGGAAUCUCUCUGACAUUGAUCAAGAUGGGAAGCUGACAGCUGAGGAGUUUAUCCUGGCCAUGCACCUCAUUGAUGUAGCAAUGUCUGGUCAGCCUCUGCCACCUGCACUGCCCCCAGAGUUCAUCCCACCUUCUUUCAGAAGGGUCCGCUCUGGCAGUGGAAUUUCUGCUGCCAGUUCAGUGUCUGUAGACCAAAGGUUACCAGAAGAACCAGCACUGGAAGAAGAACAACAGCAAUUGGAAAAGAAAUUACCAGUGACGUUCGAGGACAAGAAGCGGGAGAACUUCGAGCGGGGGAACCUGGAGCUGGAGAAGCGCAGGCAGGCGCUGCUGGAGCAGCAGCGCAAGGAGCAGGAGAGGCUGGCCCAGCUCGAGAGGGCGGAGCAGGAGAGGAAGGAGCGCGAGCGGCAGGAGCAGGAGCGCAAGCGGCAGCUGGAGCUGGAGAAGCAGCUGGAGAAACAGCGGGAGCUGGAGCGGCAGCGCGAGGAGGAGAGGAGGAAGGAGAUCGAGAGGAGAGAGGCUGCCAAACGGGAGCUGGAGAGGCAGAGGCAGCUGGAGUGGGAGCGCAACCGGCGGCAGGAGCUGCUCAACCAGAGGAACAAGGAGCAGGAGGACAUCGUGGUGCUCAAGGCAAAGAAGAAAACCCUGGAAUUCGAGCUGGAAGCUCUCAAUGAUAAAAGAAACCAGUUGGAGGGGAAGCUUCAAGAUAUUAGGUGUCGGCUGUCGACCCAAAGACAAGAAAUUGAAAGUACAAAUAAAUCCAGAGAGCUCAGAAUUGCAGAAAUCACCCAUUUGCAGCAGCAGCUACAGGAGUCCCAGCAGAUGCUGGGCAGGCUGAUCCCAGAGAAGCAGCUGCUCAAUGAUCAGCUCAAGCAAGUCCAGCAGAACAGUUUGCACAGGGAUUCCCUUCUCACCAUCAAAAGAGCUUUGGAAGCCAAGGAACUGGCACGGCAGCAGCUCCGGGAGCAGCUGGAUGAGGUGGAGAAAGAAACCAGAUCUAAACUGCAGGAAAUUGAUAUUUUCAAUAAUCAGCUCAAGGAGCUGAGAGAAAUCCAUAACAAACAGCAGCUCCAGAAGCAGAAGAGUUUGGAUGCUGAGAGGUUGAAACAGAAGGAACAGGAAAGGAAGACAGUGGAGCUGGAAAAGCAAAAAGAAGCUCAGAGGAGGGUCCAGGACCGGGACAAACCGCGGCUGGAGCGGGGACAGCCAGAGGAGGAACCACAACAGUGGCAAAAAAAACCCCAGGAAGAUGACAAGCAAAAAAGGGAAGAGCUACCCAAGAAGAAGGAAAGUGAGGAUAAGGGGAAGCAGGAGAUGCAGGAGAAGCUCAGUAAACUCUUGCAGCCCCACCAGGAGCCCAACAAGCCCGGCCAGGCUCCGUGGUCCAACGCAGAGAAAGCUCCUCUAACCAUUUCUGCUCAGGAGGAUGUAAAAAUAGUGUAUUACAGAGCUCUGUAUCCUUUUGAAUCCAGAAGCCACGACGAGAUCACCAUCCAGCCUGGAGACAUCGUCAUGGUGGAUGAAAGCCAGACUGGAGAGCCAGGGUGGCUUGGUGGAGAACUGAAGGGGAAAACUGGAUGGUUCCCUGCAAACUAUGCUGAGAGAAUUCCUGACAGUGAAGUUCCAGCCUCUGCCAAGCCCGUGGCCGAGCCCUCUGCUGCUCCCAAAGUGUCAGUGCAGGAAAGCUCCAGUGCCCUGGGAGCCCCUGCCCCUCCAGAGGCUCCUGCAGCAGCCAACAACUGGGCAGACUUCAGCUCCACCUGGCCAACAAACAGCAGUGAGAAGGCAGAGAGUGAUAACUGGGAUGCCUGGGCAGCUCAGCCCUCCCUGACCGUGCCCAGCGCGGGGCAGCUCCGGCAGCGCUCGGCCUUCACCCCUGCCACUGUCACAGGCUCCUCCCCAUCCCCUGUCCUGGGCCAGGGUGAAAAAGUGGAGGGGCUUCAAGCCCAGGCUCUGUACCCUUGGAGAGCAAAGAAAGACAACCACCUGAACUUCAACAAGAACGAUGUGAUCACUGUUCUGGAGCAGCAGGACAUGUGGUGGUUUGGGGAGGUGCAGGGACAGAAGGGCUGGUUCCCCAAAUCCUACGUGAAGCUCAUUUCAGGCCCCAUCAGGAAGUCCACGAGCAUGGAUUCUGGUUCCUCAGAAAGUCCUGCUAGUCUGAAAAGAGUAGCAUCCCCAGCAGCCAAGGCAGCGAUGUCAGGGGAAGAGUACAUUGCCAUGUACACCUACGAGAGCUCGGAGCAGGGAGACCUCACUUUCCAACAAGGUGACCUGAUCCUGGUGACAAAGAAAGAUGGUGACUGGUGGACGGGAACGCUGGGUGAUAAAUCAGGAGUUUUCCCAUCUAAUUAUGUGAGACUCAAAGAUUCUGAGGCUCCAGGAGCAGCUGGGAAAACGGGAAGCUUAGGGAAGAAACCUGAAAUUGCCCAAGUUAUUGCCUCUUACACAGCAACAGGCCCAGAACAACUGACUCUUGCUCCUGGCCAGUUGAUUCUCAUCAGAAAGAAGAAUCCAGGUGGUUGGUGGGAAGGAGAGCUCCAAGCACGGGGCAAGAAGCGCCAGAUCGGCUGGUUCCCUGCCAACUACGUCAAACUGCUGAGCCCUGGCACCAGCAAGAGCACACCCACCGAGCUGCCCAGGCCUGCAGCAGCCUCAGUGUGCCAGGUGAUCGGCAUGUACGACUACAGCGCCCAGAACGACGACGAGCUGGCCUUCAGCAAGGGCCAGAUCAUCACCGUGCUCAACAGGGAGGACCGCGACUGGUGGAAGGGGGAGGUCAAUGGCCACGUGGGGCUCUUCCCCUCCAACUACGUGAAGCUGACCACGGACACGGACCCGAGCCAGCAGUGGUGUGCUGACCUGCACCUGCUCGACAUGCUGACCCCCACCGAGAGGAAGAGGCAGGGCUACAUCCACGAGCUCAUCGUCACCGAGGAGAACUACGUGAACGACCUGCAGCUGGUGACAGAGAUCUUCCAGAAACCACUGAUGGAGUCUGAGCUGGUCACAGAAAAAGAAGUUGCCAUGAUUUUUGUUAAUUGGAAGGAGCUGAUUAUGUGCAAUAUAAAACUACUGAAGGCCCUGCGUGUGAGGAAGAAGAUGUCAGGGGAGAAGAUGCCAGUGAAGAUGAUCGGGGACAUCCUGACAGCCCAGCUGCCCCACAUGCAGCCCUACAUCAGGUUCUGCAGCUGCCAGCUCAACGGGGCUGCCCUCAUCCAGCAGAAGACAGAUGAAGUGCCCGACUUCAAGGAGUUUGUCAAGAGGUUAGCAAUGGAUCCUCGCUGUAAAGGAAUGCCACUAUCAAGUUUUCUACUAAAGCCUAUGCAACGGGUAACCAGAUACCCACUAAUAAUUAAAAAUAUCAUAGAGAACACCCCCGAGAACCACCCUGACCACAGCCACCUGAAGCACGCCCUGGAGAAGGCGGAGGAGCUGUGCUCACAGGUCAACGAGGGCGUGCGGGAGAAGGAGAACUCGGACAGGCUGGAGUGGAUCCAGGCCCACGUGCAGUGCGAGGGCCUGUCCGAGGGCAGCCCCGAUUGUUUCACUUUAUACAGUGCGUUGUUGUUCUUCUUCUACUUUUCGCAGCAACUCGUUUUUAAUUCAGUUACAAACUGCUUGGGACCACGCAAGUUCCUGCACAGUGGGAAGCUCUAUAAAGCCAAGAGUAACAAGGAGCUCUAUGGUUUUCUCUUCAACGACUUCCUCCUCCUCACUCAGAUCAUAAAACCUCUUGGCUCUUCUGGCACAGACAAGGUCUUCAGCCCCAAGUCCAACCUGCAAUACAAAAUGUACAAAACUCCCAUUUUCCUAAACGAGGUACUGGUAAAAUUACCCACAGACCCUUCUGGAGAUGAGCCCAUCUUCCACAUCUCCCACAUUGACAGAGUCUACACACUUCGUGCUGAAAGCAUUAAUGAAAGGACUGCCUGGGUUCAGAAGAUCAAAGCUGCUUCAGAACUUUACAUAGAGACUGAAAAGAAGAAGAGGGAAAAGGCCUACUUAGUUCGCUCUCAGAGAGCAACAGGCAUCGGGAGGCUGAUGGUGAAUGUUGUUGAAGGCAUUGAGCUAAAGCCCUGCAGGUCCCAUGGAAAGAGCAACCCCUACUGCGAGGUGACCAUGGGCUCUCAGUGCCACAUCACCAAGACCAUCCAGGACACCCUCAAUCCCAAGUGGAAUUCCAACUGCCAGUUCUUCAUCAAGGACCUGGAGCAGGACGUGCUGUGCAUCACGGUGUUCGAGCGGGACCAGUUCUCCCCGGAUGACUUCUUGGGCAGGACAGAGAUCCGUGUAGCAGACAUCAAGAAGGACCAGGGUUCCAAGGGACCAGUGACAAAGUGUCUCCUCCUGCACGAAGUCCCCACGGGAGAGAUCGUGGUGCGCCUGGACCUGCAGCUCUUUGAUGAGCCUUAGGAGAGAGGGGCUCGUGUGGGAAUUCAGCCAGAGUUCACUGCAGGAGGGUCUGCAGGAGCUGUCACCGAGUCCUUGCUGGUGUGGCAUGAAACUACUGCUCGCCCUUCACACGUCAGAGGGUUAUCAAAGCAAACAGGAGCAUCUUUGUGCCUUGAUAAUUCUCACUGAACACGUGAAUCCCAAUUUAGUGAGGAGAUCUCCCUCAGUCUCUCUGUGUGGAGCUUGGCGUUGGUUUCCUGGGCAGGUGAAACAACCCUUGUUGUUCCUCGUGCUGCAGUUGGGAUGGCUGGCA
This is a messenger RNA of Cinclus cinclus, 5622 nucleotides long. RefSeq names its product intersectin 1 (gene ITSN1). The coding region runs from base 144 to 5330 and encodes 1728 amino acids. The record is from RefSeq and is a predicted model, not a curated record. Gene Ontology annotation, molecular function: guanyl-nucleotide exchange factor activity; protein binding; calcium ion binding. Lineage: Eukaryota; Metazoa; Chordata; Aves; Passeriformes; Cinclidae. Gene Ontology annotation, biological process: positive regulation of Rho protein signal transduction; intracellular signal transduction. The transcript has 39 exons.